Messenger RNA from Apus apus (common swift), 2786 nucleotides. RefSeq names its product ankyrin repeat and SOCS box containing 9 (gene ASB9). Gene Ontology annotation, molecular function: protein binding. Gene Ontology annotation, biological process: protein ubiquitination; intracellular signal transduction; positive regulation of protein catabolic process. NCBI's taxonomy places the organism in Eukaryota, Metazoa, Chordata, Aves, Apodiformes, Apodidae. The transcript has 7 exons. The coding region runs from base 371 to 1198 and encodes 275 amino acids. The record is from RefSeq and is a predicted model, not a curated record.
UCCUUCUGUCUUGUUUUUUUGGCAAACCAAGAGUUUCCUUCCUGAUAAAAACGGACGGCAGGCGCCCCGAUUGGGUGCUGCGUUGGAGAGGAUGUGACAUCAGGCACAUCUCUCGCUUCGCUGGAUCGCUGGCUGCCUCCCAAAGCAGCCAGGGAGCUGCUUCGUUAAACCCCAACCCAGGUACUCAAAUUUCUGUACAAAGUGCUGCCAGCACCACAUCCCACUCUGCUGCAAGGUCUGUUUGACUUGUGCGUGCAGAGUCUGCUUAACAGAUCAUUCCCACUGCUGGGGCUCACUGGGGACGAUGGAAUUUGAACUCUGGAGACCGACCACGAAGUGAAAAAACAGAAAGUGGACAGACAGGGCUGAGAUGGAUGAGGAGGGAACAAAUCAAAAUACCAGCAAAUUGCAAGGAACCGGAGGCCAGGCAUCUGCAGCAUCUCUAUCAAACCCAUUGAUGGGGGACUUUGUGUCAGACUGGUCUCCUUUACAUGAUGCCUCUAUCCAUGGGCGUCUGCUUACUCUGAAGAAACUCAUCAAACAGGGGAGUGAUGUUAAUCUUGUCACAGCAGAACAUGUGUCUCCUCUCCAUGAAGCCUGCCUAGGGAGUCAUGCUGCUUGUGCCAGUGUCCUAUUAAAGCAUGGUGCUCAGGUGAAUGGAGUUACUGUUGACUGGCACACGCCGUUGUUCUGUGCUUGUGUCAGUGGCAGUGUGGCUUGCUUGAAUUUAUUGCUGCAGCACGGAGCCAGCCUGCACCCGCCCUGUGACUUGGCAUCCCCCAUCCAUGAAGCUGCUAAGAGAGGUCAUGUGCAAUGUGUUGAAUUCCUCGCGUCCCAUGGGGUAAAUAUAGAUCACAACAUCAAGCAUCUGGGUACUCCACUUUAUUUGGCUUGUGAGAACCUGGAAGUGAACUGUGCCAAGAAGCUGCUUGAGUCAGGAGCAAAUGCGAACAGUGGCAAAGGCCUGGACUCACCUCUGCACGUGGCUGCCAGGAAUUGCAGUGUGGAGCUGGUGAUGCUGCUGAUUGACUUUGGAGCAGACAUUUGGAUGAAGAAUGCUGAAGGCAAGAGGCCAAUGGAACUGGUUCCACCUGGCAGCUCUGUGGGAAGAUUAUUCUUGCAGAAAGAAGUAUCCUGUUGCCAGAAACCAAAGCAUGGUUGCGACUGGUCUGUGCUUUCCCAAGCUGUCCUUUGGUGAUAAUGGCUGCCUGAUACACCUGGGAUCACACUCUGAGGGGCUAUUGCCACAUCACCUGCACUGGGGAGGCAGAUCACACGCUUUAACAAUUUUGGAGAUCCUUUCUUCUAGACUUCGCUGUGAAGACUCCUGCAAGAGUGGGCUUGGUGUGCAGAAACUUCGAUGACAUCAUUAAUGUCAUUAAUGAGAUAGACAGAGUCCUCAUCUCCUAUGCAAGAGAGAGAGACUGGCAGCAUUCAAAUACACAGACUUAUUUUGAUGUUUACUAGUGUGCCAGUGAGUGCACCGCAAGACUUCCUUUUGCAUAUGGGAAGUUAAAGAGGCUGGAUCAAAUGCUACAUGGAUGCUCAUAUUUGAUGUAAAUUACAAUUCAAAUCCUUGGCUGGACAACACGACUGCUAGCUAUAGGUAUCCAGUAUGAUGGUUUGAUUUUUUUUCCUGCUGACCAAACAGAACAAGAGAAGUCUUGUUGGUUUUGUGAGACAUUAAAUUGUAUUCUAAUGGGACCAAGUGAAACACUUGGGUCUGUAAUUCCCCCUGUGAUAGAAACAGCUAGAAUCCUUCAUAUAUCUGACAAAAUUAAUUUCACAAUUUGAUCAUGUAAAAAUGCACUGGAUGGUUUAACAUGGCCUUAUAUAUUCCUUUGUUCCUACUGGGAAGAAAAAUAGAUACCUGCCUUCAUAAGCUGAAUAAGGACAGGCAUCUUGGAUGUGAAAGGUGGAGCCUAAUAAAAUCAGUAACUUUGUUAAGCUGAAUCUGCAUUGAUCUGGCAGGCAACAGACAAUGAACAUACGCCUUGAAUUUUGAAAAGAGAAGAAAACUUGCUUUGGUGACACAUUUGAAAGCUGAAGAUUUAGCUUAUUGUAUUUUAGAUGAAAAACCUUUUUUUAACACACUAGUUUGUCAUUUACCUUUAAGCCUCUUACUUUGUAACGUCAGCCAAUAGGUUUAUAGGAAUAAUGUUAGCACCAGGGAAAAUUGCCCUGGCAAGGUGGUAAGAGUGUUUUUCUAGAUAAUUUUUCUUCUGGAAAUUUCAUAGUCUGACUCUGUUUACUUGAAUCCCUCUGAUCAAGUGUAUUUAGGGUUAUUUCUGUAUGCCCAUUUUGUAUCAUCUUAGCAUGUUUGUUUAUUUAUUUUAAUACAAAUUGUGAUCAACACUGGCAAAUUACAGCUUUAUGCAUCAACAUUUAUACAGUUACGAACUGUAAAAAUUGUACAAGAUGCAAACUGAAUAAGCUCAUUAUAAGUGAGGUCUGGACCUUUUUCUAUUUUUGAAACCAUUCCAAAUGUAAUGUAGGACUUGAAAAAAUUGUCAAGAAGAUAUUUUAUCAGAUUCUUUGUUAUUAUUUUGUUAGCAGUUUAAUGAUAAUCAAUUCACAAUUUUAUAGGAUAUUUGCUCAAAAAGAAACAUUUAUACUCUUUUAAAAUUUGUAUUUAUUUUUAAAAUGAUAAUGCUAGGUUUUAUAUUGUCUGAUACUAUGGAGUUUUCAAUUGAAGUCUAGUUGUUUGCAAUGCUGCCUAUGGGUGAGCACAAUACAGAAUAAUGUGUUUACAUAGAUCUAUAGUAAAGAUAAGACUAAGAUGCAAA